Messenger RNA from Lates calcarifer (barramundi perch), 2999 nucleotides. RefSeq names its product neuropilin and tolloid-like protein 1. The coding region runs from base 1 to 1674 and encodes 557 amino acids. The transcript has 10 exons. The record is from RefSeq and is a predicted model, not a curated record. Gene Ontology annotation, molecular function: protein binding. NCBI's taxonomy places the organism in Eukaryota, Metazoa, Chordata, Actinopteri, Centropomidae.
AUGGUGCGCAAACUUCUGCUGCCCAUCGCUUUAGCAGCAAGCCUCAUCUCACCUCAGCUGUCUGGUGCCACAGCUACCAAAACAAAAGCUCAAGUGAAGAACAACUCAGGUGUGACCCCAGCUGGCAAGUGUGGGACCUGGGUGAAGGAGCCUGAUGGAGGAUAUUUCACCUCACCCAACUAUCCUGAGAAAUACCCACCUGAGAGGGAAUGUGUCUACAUUAUAGAGGCCUCUCCCCGACAGUGCAUUGACUUAUUUUUUGAUGAGAAGUAUUCCAUCGAGCCGUCCUGGGAGUGUAAAUUCGACCACAUCGAGGUCCGUGAUGGGCCUUUUGGUUUUUCACCCAUCAUUGGUCGCUACUGUGGGCAGGAAAGUCCUGCAUAUGUCCGCUCCAGUGGGAGGUAUCUGUACAUCAAGUUUGUGGCUGACGGUGAACUGGAGGCCAUCGGUUUCUCUGCCCGGUAUAACUUCACACAAGACCCUGAGUUCAAAGACCUUGGGGCACUGCCAGCUCUGCCAGUUUGUGAGUUUGAGCUGAGCGGUCCAGAAGGCUUCGUAGAGUCGACACAGAUAUCCAGGGAGGGCCAGGCAAAGCAGACUGAGGCUGUGGACUGUAGGUGGUACAUCAAGGCUCCACCAAGAGCUAAGAUCUACAUGCGUUUUCUGGAGUAUGAGAUGCACAACUCAAAUGAGUGCAAGCGUAACUUUGUUGCCAUCUAUGAUGGCAGCAGUUCAGUUGAGCACCUGAAGAAUAAGUUCUGCUCCACGGUGGCCAACGAUGUCAUGCUGGUGUCCUCUGUGGGCGUGGUGAGGCUGUGGGCAGACGAGGGGAGCAGGAAGAGCAAGUUCAGGAUCCUCUUCACGACCUUCCAUGAACCUCCAUGUGAAGGAGAUACUUUCUUUUGCCAUAGCAACAUGUGCAUCAACCACACUCUGGUCUGCAAUGGCAUCCAAAACUGUGUUUAUCCCUGGGAUGAAAAUCACUGCAAAGAGAAGAGGAAAGCCAGCAUCCUGGACACGCUGGAUAACACCAACCUCACCAUCAUUGGAAUAACCUGUGGCCUGGUUGUUAUCUUGCUCAUCAUCUCUGUCAUCAUCCAGAUCAAACAGCCUCGCAAGAAAUACAUCAUCCGCAGAGAUGACUUUGACCCUGCCCUCCUCCACCCUGGUUUUGAACCUCCUCACUAUGAGCUCUGUACUCUGCGCCGUGCCCCAUCUGGUGACCUGACUGAUGCCGCCCUUGCCGAAGACUUUGAAAAGUUCCACAAGCUCCGCCGCUCCUCAAGCAAAUGCAUUCGUGACCACCACUGUGGCUCUCAGCAGGGGAGCGUGCAUGGCAGUGUCCAUGGCAGCCGCAGCAACCUAAGCAUGAGGGAUGCCACCAUUGCCGCCGACGGGGGGGCUCUUGUGCCCCCGCUGCCACCAGUGAUGGUGAGCCAACAGUCACCGCGCCUCUCCCACCACACUACCCCGACAGGUCGACGGAGCAUCCUGGUGAUGAAGCAUAGCUACUCUCAGGACGGGGCAGAGAGGUACAGGGCAGAGGAGGAGGAUGAUUUAAUGAUGGAUGAUGGGCCCACCACCAGCCACCACCACAUGCACCAUCAUCAGAUCCACCAUGGCACAUCAGGGCUGGAUCACACUGUCCACCGUACACUGUCUAAUGACUUCUAAUGUAAGGCGACAUGGAAAUAAAGAAAUGGUCAGAUAAUCAAGACCCAAUGGAACUGCACUCAAAUUGAUGAAGUGGAUGUAUAUGAGGGAUAAUGGUGAAUUGAUGAAAUAGUAGCAGAGAUAAUCACCUUAAUUCAUUAUCUGUAGAGGUUAAAAACCUUGACUUAUAGAACCCUUUUAAAUUAGAUUUCACUUUAAUUUAAUCAAACUGGGUGUUGAUCUUUACAGCUUUCACUAGUGUUUCUUGGGUUCAUAUAUUUCAGAUUAAAUGGAAUUAUUACUGGGUGGCACUGCAGUGCAGUGGUUAGCACUGUCCCCUCACAGCAAGAAGGUUCUGGGUUUGAAUCCACCUUUGGUUGGGAUCAUUUCUGUGUGGAGUUUGAAUGUUCUUACUGUGUUCUCCUCUGGGUACUCCCACAAUCCAUAGACAUGUGGAAGUUAGGUAAAUUGGGGAUUCUGAAUUACCUGUCGGUGUGAAUGUGAGUGUGAGCCCUCAUUACACUGUGUGAACUAAGGUUAAAGUGGACUGGAGCUUGUUAAACACACCCCAGUAAUCUUAAUCAAAAUACCCCCCAGCCAAAGAAUUUAGGUGCAACCAUUACACAUAUUAAAUACUACACUGCUAUGAUCUUGUGACUCUGCGUGGGAGUGGCACUGAAGUAAACUGUCAUAUUUGACAGGAAUGGAUCAAAGUCAGAUUUAUAUGCACACACUUAGAUAUUUCCCAGCCAUUCCAAUGCAUCAUAGUUUUUUUUCCCCCCAUUUUCUAUUCCUUGUUUUGCCUGAAGUUUCAACUCUGGGGUAGAGUAUCUUUAUAACUGCAUCAUAUUUAAAAUAAUUUUGUAAAUGAAUGAUGAGCUACAGUGUUUCCUAUAUGUUUUGGAUAUGGUUAUUAUAUGAUAUUAUCUACUUUUUACAUGUAUAAUUCACUAAAAUACCUUUCCAUACGUUUUUUGAAUUGAGCACUGGUCCAGAGUCAAAUGGGAAAAUACUGAGCCAGAAGCACAGCGUAAUGGAGACAUUUUAGUCAACACACAAAGAAAAUGUGUCAUGCAAAAUACUGUUCACCCACUGGACAUGGAAACAGUCAGCCUGAAUCUUAUGGAAUUGUGGAGGAAAUUAGACUUACUUAUAUUUUCUGUUGCGUUGUUAAUGGUUGUAUUGUUUAACAAUUUGUUUUUGCUUGUUUGGAGGUGUUUGCUGAUGUUUAUUUAUGUGUUACACUUUCUCGAUGUUUGGCCUGUCCUGCUUUUACUGGCUGCUCUAUUUCUGUUCAUUAUAUGGCUGUCUCUAUUUAUUUAUUUCAUUAAAUAUUUUUCCUUUUC